Molecule: messenger RNA, 1413 nt
Organism: Zasmidium cellare ATCC 36951
Lineage: Eukaryota; Fungi; Ascomycota; Dothideomycetes; Mycosphaerellales; Mycosphaerellaceae
Exons: 6
Coding region: 1-1413 (470 amino acids)
Biological process (GO): amino acid transmembrane transport
Cellular component (GO): vacuolar membrane
Molecular function (GO): amino acid transmembrane transporter activity
Source: RefSeq, a predicted model, not a curated record
AUGACCGAUCGGUCUGCGAAUGACUCCAUCCAACGAGUGAUUUCAGCAAAAGACGAUGACGGACUCGAAGCAAUCGUUACAAACGAUGAAGGAGUCGUGAUAGAUCCAGUGUUUGGCAAGAUUCCCGAAGAUGGGCCUAGAUACCGUGAUAUGGGUUGGCUCGGAGCCAGCAUCCUGAUGAUGAAGACGCAGAUAGGAAUUGGUGGUCUCUCGGUCCCACAAUCGUUCAACACUCUCGGCCUCAUUCCUGGCAUCAUUGCUCUCACCGGCUUCGCCAUCAUCACGACGUGGUCCAACUGGAUGAUAGGAAAGUUCAAGAGGAAUAACCCAGGAGUAUAUGGUAUUGAGGACGUCGGAAAGCUCUUGUUCGGACGCCUUGGCCGCGAGCUGUUUCAAGGAGCCUACCUCCUCUACUACAUAUUCGUCGGAGGUUCGGCGUUCAUCUCCGUUGCCACUGGGUUGGAUGCACUCUCUGAUCAUGGCGUAUGCAAUGCAGUCUUCAUUGGCGUUGCGGCUGCCUGCGGCUUCUUCCUGGCUUCCAUCGAAACCCUUUCGAAAAUCAGCUGGAUUGCAUGGUGUGGAAUAUUCAGCAUCCUAGUGUCAAUCUUCACCCUGACGGUCUCUGUGGGCGUGCAGAAUCGACCAGCAGCAGCUCCUCAGUUCGGUCCUUGGUCGUCUGACUGGAAGCUGGUAGGAAACCCGAAGUUUGCUGAAGCCAUGUCAGCGAUUGCAGCCAUCAUAUUUUCCUUCUCGGGGACUGCCGCCUUCUUCCCCAUUGCUGCGGAGAUGAAAGACGAAAGGAACUACUUCAAAGCCAUGUACCUCUGCCAGGCCGUGGUAUACGUCGUCUACUUGGUCAUUGGGAUUGUCGUAUAUUACUUCUGUGGCUCAUAUGUAACCUCGCCAGCUCUCGGCUCCGCUGGACCAGUUUUGAAGAAAAUCUGUUACGGGAUUGCUCUUCCAGGCUUGUUGGUCACAACUACGAUCGUAUGCCACCUGCCUGCAAAGAGCUUGUUUGUCCGGUCCCUGAGAGGUAGCCAACACCUGACAACAAGAACGCGGACUCAUUGGAUGGUCUGGUUCUCCUGCGUUUUCUCGGUCAUUAUUAUAGGAUACGUGAUCGCAAGCGCCAUACCCGCAUUCAAUGGCCUUGUAUCUUUGAUUGGAGCCGUUCUUGGCACGCCCAUCUGUAUCACAGCAUAUGGUGCAAUGUGGUUCUACGACAACUGGCAGUUCCGUAGGCGAGCUGAUCGAGGCACCUGGUGGAUAGUGGGUGCUGGGUGGGCUGCUUUCGUCACCAUUGUCGGAUUCUACUGUAUGGUAGCCGGCACAUAUGGGGCCGUCAAAGAUGUCGAAGAUCUCUAUGCGUCGAGCAACUUCAAGUCAUGCAAUGAAACGAGAAAUGGUCUUUAG